Centruroides sculpturatus (bark scorpion) is the source of this 6122-nucleotide messenger RNA. RefSeq lists its product as uncharacterized. The record is from RefSeq and is a predicted model, not a curated record. Lineage: Eukaryota; Metazoa; Arthropoda; Arachnida; Scorpiones; Buthidae. The coding region runs from base 36 to 4892 and encodes 1618 amino acids. The transcript is spliced from 32 exons.
GCUGGCUACUAGGAAAAUUCAGGUAGACAUGUGCAAUGCUUAUGAGUGUCAGGUUGUCGUCGGGAGCGGUUAGAAAUGUAUUAACAGUCGGCGAACGUCCUGCGUAUUUAAGGUUAAGAAGUACGAGGCAAGUCGUUAGCCAGUCUGAUUUAUCGCCGCACGUUUCGCAAAACAUUAAGCGUGAGAAGAUGCAAGAUUGUAGCAGUAUUCGACACGUAGCAGCCGAUAGGAAAUUUUACGACAUCGCUUCUACUUAUAAGCAACAAUUUGGCGAAGAUUGUAAGAGAAUUGAAGAUGAGAACGAUUUUCUUGACUACAUCUACCGGAACAUAGUCGGCCAGCCAACGUCUUUCGCAGGGCCGUACGGUCAUCGACAAGUGGUCUAUUGUGAUUACAUGGCUUCAGGAAAACCAUUACAGUUUAUUGAAGAUUUUAUUCAGAAAGAAGUAUUGCCUAUGUAUGGUAACACUCAUACAACAACGAGUGUAACUUCUCUACAAACAACUUUAUUUCGCCAUGAAGCAAGAGAUAUCAUCAGAAAUGCAGUGAAUGCAAGUGAACACGAUUCUGUAAUUUUUGUUGGAACUGGUUGUACCGGUGCAGUUCAUAAACUUAUCAGUGCAUUAAACCUACAAAAAUCUCCUAUUGUCUUUGUUGGUCCUUUUGAACAUCAUUCUAAUUUAUUACCAUGGAGAGAAUUAGGAGCACAGAUUGUUAGAAUCAAAGAGACAAAAGAUGGUUUACUUGAUUUACAUCAUUUAGAAACAGAAUUACAAAAAUAUCAGAAUUCUGAAAGAUCACUGAUUGGCACUUUUUCUGCUGCCUCCAAUAUUACUGGUAUAUUGACAGAUGAUAUAGAGGUGACUGCUUUGUUACAUAAAUAUAAUGCAUUAGCAUUUUGGGACUAUGCUGCAGCUGCACCAUAUGUUAAGAUUAACAUGAAUCCAGUAGUAACAGGACCACAUCAAGGCCUCGUAUAUAAAGAUGCCAUAUUUUUAUCCCCACACAAAUUUAUUGGUGGUCCUGAUACACCAGGUAUUCUGAUAGCAAAGAAAAAGCUAUUUAGUAAUCCCAUACCUUCAGGUGGUGGUGGUGGAGGAAGUGUAUUUUUUGUGACGAGAGAAACGCAUAGAUAUUUACAAGAAAUUGAAAUGCGAGAAGAAGGAGGCACACCAUCUAUUAUUGGUUCUAUCAGAGCAGGAAUGAUAUUUCAGUUAAAGGAAGCCAUCACAUCAGAAGUAAUUAUGAAAAAAGAACAUCAUUUUUGUAGUAAAGCAAUGUCUGCUUGGAAAAAGAUACCACAAUUAAUUAUUUUGGGAAAUUCAAAAGUGCCUCGUUUGCCAGUGUUUUCUUUUUCCAUCAUUCAUCCAGAAUCUGGACUAAUGCUUCAUCACAACUAUGUAAGCACAAUAUUAAAUGAUGUGUUUGGAAUACAGUCUAGAGGGGGAUGUGCUUGUGCUGGACCCUAUGCUCAAGACUUGUUAGGAAUUGAUGAAACUUUAGCAUUGCAUAUUGAAGAUCUUCUUGCUGAAGACAGAACAUUAGACCGAAUCCAUUUGAGAAGAUAUUUGGAAUAUUCUGAACGUGAAGUGCUUAGGCCUGGUUUCACAAGAUUAAAUUUUCCAUUUUUUAUUCCGGAUGAAGAAGCAGAUUUUAUAGUAGAAGCAGUUUCUAUAGUUGCAAAAGAGGGAUGGAAAUUACUUCCUCAGUAUAUUUUCAAUCCUGAAACUGGUGAAUGGAAACAUAGAAAUCAACAAGUAUUUAAAGAUAGAAAGUGGCUUGGUUCUAUUUCAUAUGAAAGUGGAAAAUUUCAUUUUACUCAACCCAAAGAAGUAUUAACCAAUCCUUUGCCAGCUAGUUACCAAGAAUGUUUAGAAAAAGCCAGAGAAAUUUUUUCUGCUGCUAAAAAAAUAGCUCAGCGAUAUCAAUUGUCCGAUCAAGAAGUAAUGUUUGAUGAUGAAGCUACUAAAUUAAGAUGGUUCCUUCUGCCUUCUGAAGCCAAAACUUUUGUUUUAGAGCAGAGACAUCAGUCACCAAGGAUUAUACCAUUUUGCCCCAAAAAUCACUUUACUACUGAAUUUGAUAAUGAGGUUCUGGAAGAACAAGAAAUAACAAUAUUACCAUUAAACAAUUACAAUGAUGAUGAUAAUGCCAUUUCAGUCAUUAAACAGAAUACUUUAAAUAAUUUGGACAAAAAUGAACAAUUGCAAAAUCAAAAUGAAAUUACAGAAACAAACAGAAAUGACACAGAUUCUGAAAUUACAGAUACAAACAGUAUCUGCCUAUGCAAAUAUAAUGAAAUCAGUGAAUCAAACAAAGAAAAUGAAAAAUGCAGUCUGAAUUAUCCUGCAAGUAAAAUACCAAAACCAGCAAAACUUUUAAAGAAUGAUACAAAAAUUCUUUGGCAUUCCCCUCCAAAAUCAAUAUUUAAACCAUUUCUAAAGGCAAUAUCAGAAUUUAAUAUGAUACAGUCAAAUGAUAAGAUUUUAGUUUGUUUGUCUGGUGGAAAAGAUUCAUUAUCAUUACUGCAUACACUACAUCAAUAUCAGUUUUAUAGCAAAAAAAAGGGUAUAAAUUUUGAAUUGGCAGCAGUCACAGUCGACCCCGGUAGUUCAGCUUACGAUCCUAGUCCCCUAAAGUCAUAUUUAGCAUCUUUAGGAGUUCCUUAUUAUUAUGAAGAACAAGCUAUAAUGAAACAAGCCAUUUCAAUGGAUGAAUGCACAUCAAUUUGUAGCUUUUGUAGUCGCAUGAAGAGAGGCCGUAUUUAUGCGACGGCAAGAAGAGGCGGUUUUAACGUCAUAGCUCUAGGCCAACAUUUAGAUGAUUUAACAGAGAGUUUUUUAAUGUCUGUAUUUCAUAAUGGAAGGCUCCGAACAAUGAAAGCACAUUAUACAAACAAAGAGAAAGAUAUUCGAAUAAUAAGACCAUUUGUUUACGUCAGAGAAAAAAAUCUUAGGAAAUUUGCCGAAGAAGUAAGUUUUCAAUUGAAAUUACUAUAUAUUUUACAUUUAUUUUUAUAUGUGGCUUUCCAUUUUACAAAUGAUAAUGUUUACAAGAUAACAUUAGACCGAAUCCAUUUGAGAAGAUAUUUGGAAUAUUCUGAACGUGAAGUGCUUAGGCCUGGUUUCACAAGAUUAAAUUUUCCAUUUUUUAUUCCGGAUGAAGAAGCAGAUUUUAUAGUAGNCUACAUCAAUAUCAGUUUUAUAGCAAAAAAAAGUUUUUCCAACAGAACAUUAGACCGAAUCCAUUUGAGAAGAUAUUUGGAAUAUUCUGAACGUGAAGUGCUUAGGCCUGGUUUCACAAGAUUAAAUUUUCCAUUUUUUAUUCCGGAUGAAGAAGCAGAUUUUAUAGUAGAAGCAGUUUCUAUAGUUGCAAAAGAGGGAUGGAAAUUACUUCCUCAGUAUAUUUUCAAUCCUGAAACUGGUGAAUGGAAACAUAGAAAUCAACAAGUAUUUAAAGAUAGAAAGUGGCUUGGUUCUAUUUCAUAUGAAAGUGGAAAAUUUCAUUUUACUCAACCCAAAGAAGUAUUAACCAAUCCUUUGCCAGCUAGUUACCAAGAAUGUUUAGAAAAAGCCAGAGAAAUUUUUUCUGCUGCUAAAAAAAUAGCUCAGCGAUAUCAAUUGUCCGAUCAAGAAGUAAUGUUUGAUGAUGAAGCUACUAAAUUAAGAUGGUUCCUUCUGCCUUCUGAAGCCAAAACUUUUGUUUUAGAGCAGAGACAUCAGUCACCAAGGAUUAUACCAUUUUGCCCCAAAAAUCACUUUACUACUGAAUUUGAUAAUGAGGUUCUGGAAGAACAAGAAAUAACAAUAUUACCAUUAAACAAUUACAAUGAUGAUGAUAAUGCCAUUUCAGUCAUUAAACAGAAUACUUUAAAUAAUUUGGACAAAAAUGAACAAUUGCAAAAUCAAAAUGAAAUUACAGAAACAAACAGAAAUGACACAGAUUCUGAAAUUACAGAUACAAACAGUAUCUGCCUAUGCAAAUAUAAUGAAAUCAGUGAAUCAAACAAAGAAAAUGAAAAAUGCAGUCUGAAUUAUCCUGCAAGUAAAAUACCAAAACCAGCAAAACUUUUAAAGAAUGAUACAAAAAUUCUUUGGCAUUCCCCUCCAAAAUCAAUAUUUAAACCAUUUCUAAAGGCAAUAUCAGAAUUUAAUAUGAUACAGUCAAAUGAUAAGAUUUUAGUUUGUUUGUCUGGUGGAAAAGAUUCAUUAUCAUUACUGCAUACACUACAUCAAUAUCAGUUUUAUAGCAAAAAAAAGGGUAUAAAUUUUGAAUUGGCAGCAGUCACAGUCGACCCCGGUAGUUCAGCUUACGAUCCUAGUCCCCUAAAGUCAUAUUUAGCAUCUUUAGGAGUUCCUUAUUAUUAUGAAGAACAAGCUAUAAUGAAACAAGCCAUUUCAAUGGAUGAAUGCACAUCAAUUUGUAGCUUUUGUAGUCGCAUGAAGAGAGGCCGUAUUUAUGCGACGGCAAGAAGAGGCGGUUUUAACGUCAUAGCUCUAGGCCAACAUUUAGAUGAUUUAACAGAGAGUUUUUUAAUGUCUGUAUUUCAUAAUGGAAGGCUCCGAACAAUGAAAGCACAUUAUACAAACAAAGAGAAAGAUAUUCGAAUAAUAAGACCAUUUGUUUACGUCAGAGAAAAAAAUCUUAGGAAAUUUGCCGAAGAAAGAAAAUUGCCUGUCAUUGCAGAGAAUUGUCCAGCAUGUUUUGAAGCACCUAAAGAGCGACAUCGCACGAAGCAACUUUUGGCAGCCCAAGAGAUAUUAUUUCCACGAUUAUAUUUAAAUCUGAAGUCGGCAAUGCAUCCUCUAAUGUCUAUAAACAGGACAGGUAUCGAAAGCAGCAAUUUAUUUUGGUAUGGGAAGGAGGGCGACACUUCGAGUGACAGCGAAUGAACAUAUUCACAUAUCUUAAAAAGAAUGUUAUAAAUAAAAUUUUAUAAAAUAGAUUUUCUAUUUAUUAAUCAAAAAACACAAUUUUUGAUCUUUGAAAUCACUAUUUUCCAGAAUCUACGCUUUCUCUGUACACUAUUUUGCACGGCCCUGGAAUGUUAAAUCUUAACAGUAUCAAUAUAAUUAUAUAAACAAACUUUUUUCAAUUUUUCAUUCUUUGCAAUUAAACAGAGAACUUAUAUGGAAAUCUUAUAGGUUAUAGUAAUGAAAAUUAACUGAUAACUUUAGGUCCAAAUUUUAUUUUAAAAAUUUAUCUUAUGAUAAUCUGACCCUAUUCCUAUUCAUCUGUCCAAUAAAUUAAAAUUUCAAAGUAUUCUUUAAUAAGGAAAAUUUAUACAUUAGUAAAGAUGUUUUACUUUAUGAACAUUUAUAUCUGCAAUGUUAAAUACUUUUAUCAGCUUUUAAUUCCUCCUCAGUUUUCAAUAAUAUCCCUCUAUCUUUGAGAAACUAUUUUGGUUUAGUUUAUAAGGUAAGCAAUUGAUUUUAGAAAUCCUGUCAAUGUCUUUGACAUGAAAAAUUAAUUUAAAAAUGCUAAAAUAAACAUUAUUAUUACAUAUAUUUACAGUCUAACCAAUGAAAGAUUCUUGAUACUCAUACUACUUGAAUGCUAGUAGGCUGACUAUAAACAUGCUUUUUUCAUUACUAUAAAGUGAAUUUGAAAAUUAAAAUGAUUGCUAGCAUUUGUGCAAUAUUUCUGUUUUGUUACAUAUAACAUUAUCAUUUUGAUUUAUUCACUUCAGUUUUUAAAUUGUACAGCAAGGAAAUUUGUUUUAUAUUAACUAAUUAAGAUAAUGUUUCAUAUACAAUUAGUUGUUAUUAAAUAAUUUAAAUUGUAUACAAUGUUACAAGACAAUAAAAUAAAUUUUUCCCUAACAUUUCUUAAACAGUAAUUGGAUGAACAAUACAGAACUACAGAAUUUUAUUAUGUAAAUGAAUUCUAUGGUUACUUCAUAUUUUUACCAUUUAAAGAAGCACUUCUGCCAAAACCACACAAACCAAAAAAUAUUCAGCAGAACCAAACUUUAUUUAAUAAACUAAAUUUAUGUUUGUUCUUGCUUGAUAAUCAAUGAAAGAUAUGCUUCCAAAAAUAAGGUUAGUUCUCUACAGUGAAUAAGAACUGAGUAAUCAACCUUUGAUUCUGUUAUUGAAGCUAAGAACAUUAAAAUUGAAAAA